AUUCUGCAAUUUUUAUUUUUCUAAUUUCAAUUUACUGGUAAUUGGGCUCUUUACUUGAAAAAUCCUUGAGAAUUGAAAAUUGAAACCAGGCUCGUCAGUCGUCCCGUUGCGCAAGACGAAAGGGAAGAUUCUCCCAUUUUCCGAUCAACCAACAGGUUUUGCUUGGAGCUUAAUUGCAGUGAAGCGAGGGAACAAUUUUCAGUAAUGUCGGAUAAAGGCGAAAAGGGUUUUCCAGUGCAGAAAAAACCUGCAAAGUCUUCCCUCAAAUCUUCCGCUCUCAAGGAUGCUUCUCUUAAAGGAAAGGAUGAUAGUUUGUCGAAGCUAAAGAAGGGAAGGAAAGUCCAAUUCGAUGCUCAAGGAUCAGUUGAUGCGCAGAGUACUUUUUCAAUGAAAUACAGUGGCAAAAAUGGUGACUUGGGUAAAGGAGGAAAAGGUGUAAAUACGAAGGCUUCUGCUGCAAAGGAACCCCAACCACUAGAAUUGAAGAUUGAGCAAGAACUUCCCAAGAAUGUUAAAUGCCAAUGCCUUAUGGACUGUGAGGCUGCACAACUUUUACAGGGAAUCCAAGAUCAGAUGGUUCUUCUAUCCGCUGAUCCAACCAUAAAAAUCCCCACGUCGUUUGAUAGGGGAUUGCAAUAUGCUAAAAGAGCCAACCACUAUGUAAAUUCUGAGUCAGUUAGACCAGUUCUUGAAACCCUCAAGAAACAUGGCUUAACGGAAAGUGAGAUAUGUGUGAUUGCUAAUGUCUGCCCAGACACUACUGAUGAAGUUUUUGCUCUUCUUCCGUCCUUGAAGGGCAAAAGAAGCAAGCUAAGUGAACCUCUCAACAAUGUCUUGUUCGAGCUGGCCAAGGUAAAAUCAUCCUGAAGUCAUAUGGUUGCUUGCUGUUUCUGGUGCUCAGGUCCGAUUGCCUUCUCCCCAUCCUGUGAAGAUUGUUAUUAUGGCAUUUGAAAAUUCGGACCUUUUCUUGUCAAUGGUAUUCAAUAGAUAUAACUUCGGGGGAGGUAAGCAUUAGCCCAUUGGAAUAUUUUGUUCUUGAAGAUCUGUAUUUCCUACUGGAAUUGAUGAUAUAGUGUAGAAAUGUGGGUUAACUUUAAAUGAAAAUGCCUCUCACAGCUGAAUCAUAUCUGAUGGACUGAAAAUCAAACUAGAAACCACAAUUGAUUUUAAUGUAAAGUGAGGAUGUUAAGGGAGUAAUUUCUUCUGGAUGCUGCACAAGUUUGACUGCUUGUUUAUAUUGUUGGUAUACCAUACAGCAAAGCAUUGUUUGGCAACAAAAGGAACCGGUUAUUGAAGACCAAGAGAACUCAAUGGAUAUUAAAUUUUAGUUAGGUAGUCACUAGUUUGAAUCCGUGUAUAAUAUUAAAUUCAAUUAUUAAAUGUUUUUUGUUAUUAAGGUAA
Messenger RNA from Benincasa hispida (wax gourd), 1401 nucleotides. Its product is annotated as DNA-directed RNA polymerases IV and V subunit 4-like. Gene Ontology annotation, biological process: DNA-templated transcription initiation. Gene Ontology annotation, molecular function: nucleotide binding. Gene Ontology annotation, cellular component: RNA polymerase complex. NCBI's taxonomy places the organism in Eukaryota, Viridiplantae, Streptophyta, Magnoliopsida, Cucurbitales, Cucurbitaceae. The record is from RefSeq and is a predicted model, not a curated record.